CCGGCGAAGUCCACUUUAGUCAGCCACCAUGGAUAUUUCAGUGUUGCGACUUUACCUUCUUCUACUCAGCGUCCUACUCAUGUAUCUGGUGCCGACAGUGGAAUCGACCCUCCUGCUGUGGGCCUGCAUCUACCGCCUAGAAAUAUGCCCUUUUAAAACCACAACAACUAAAACCACUUGACCGUAAUUUUUGGUUAAUUUUCCACUGAUGAACGAACUAUAAAUAAAUGGAAACCGUUCCGACUCUACUUAA
Messenger RNA from Drosophila ananassae, 253 nucleotides. RefSeq lists its product as uncharacterized. The transcript has a single exon. The coding region runs from base 29 to 181 and encodes 50 amino acids. NCBI's taxonomy places the organism in Eukaryota, Metazoa, Arthropoda, Insecta, Diptera, Drosophilidae. The record is from RefSeq and is a predicted model, not a curated record.